Messenger RNA from Trametes versicolor FP-101664 SS1, 1869 nucleotides. RefSeq names its product acyltransferase ChoActase/COT/CPT. The transcript has 6 exons. Gene Ontology annotation, biological process: carnitine metabolic process. The coding region runs from base 1 to 1869 and encodes 622 amino acids. Gene Ontology annotation, molecular function: carnitine O-acetyltransferase activity. Gene Ontology annotation, cellular component: mitochondrion; peroxisome. The record is from RefSeq and is a predicted model, not a curated record. Lineage: Eukaryota; Fungi; Basidiomycota; Agaricomycetes; Polyporales; Polyporaceae.
AUGUCCAAAGCGCGCUCCUUCAAGUCCUCCGCCCCGCGCAAGUCGGAGGUACCGCCUGGCUAUGUCGCGGACCCUAAUCAAGGACCGAUGCUGCGGUAUGAAGCGUCGCUGCCACGCCUUCCCGUCCCCACCCUCUCCUCUACCGCCGCGAAGUACCUCGAGACGGUCGAGCCGCACCUCACGCGCGAACAGUUCGCGAAGACGCAGGCUGCCGUGAACGCGUUCGUGGGCUCCGAACAAGGCAAGAUCUUGCAGGAGCGUUUACAGGCUCGUGCAUCGGACCCGAACACGAAGAGCUGGCUGUCGGAGUGGUGGAAUGAGACGGCGUACAUGGGAUACCGCGACCCGGUGGUCGUGUUUGUGAGCUACUUCUACGUGCAUGUGGACGACAAGACGCGGCCUACGCAGGCGAAGCGGGCGGCGCAGCUUUUGAAGGCGAUCUUGCCGUUCAGGGCUCUUGUAGAGAGCGGCCAGCUGGAGCCAGAGAAGGUGCGUGGUGCGCCUCUUGCGAUGUCUUCGUACGAGUGGCUUUUCCACUCGUGCCGAUACCCCACGAAGCCGUCGGACACCGCUCGUAAGUUUGAUCACGCGAAGCACAACCACGUUGUGUUCGCCCGGAAGAACAAGUUCUACAAAGUCGCGCUCGCGGACAGGUCCGGGCGUGAACUCUCCGCGGCGGAGCUCGAGGCGCAGAUCGAGAAAGUGAUCGCGUUGGCGGGCAGCGAGAAGGCGAUACCUGUCGGCGCGCUGACUUCGGACAACCGCGACAUCUGGACAGACGCUCGCGCCACUCUGCUUGCCGCAUCUCCUGCCAACGGCGCGUCAUUAGAGGAAAUCGAGUCCGCGAUCCUGGUCAUCUGCCUGGACGACACGAAGCCCGUCACGCGCGAACACGCGAGCUGGGAGUGCUGGGUCGGCGACGGCAAGAACCGCUUCUACGACAAGCACCAGCUGAUCGUGUUCGAGAACGGCAAGUCCGGGUUCCUCGGCGAGCAUUCGUGCAUGGACGGCACGCCCACGCUGCGCUUGAACGAGUUCAUCCUCGCGGCGCUUGCGCACAACAAAGUCGAUCUCGGCUCUGCCCCGACGAAUGCGCAGCUCGAGCCGCCUCAAGAGCUCACAUUGACGCUUGACGCCCAAACUAAGAAGAAUAUUUCUGAAUCGGAGGCACGCUUCGACGAGCUCGUCGGUGCGCACGAGAUGGAGGUGCUGCACUACGAGGGGUACGGGAAGGAGUUCAUCAAGGGGCACAAGGCGUCGCCGGACGCGUGGGCGCAGAUGGUGAAGCAGCUCGCGUUCCACAAGAUGUUCGGGCGGCCGGGCGUAUGUUACGAGAGCGCGCAGACGCGUAAGUACCAGCUCGGGCGCACGGAGGUUAUUCGGAGCGCGAGCAAGGAGAGCAAGGCCUGGGCGGAGGCGAUGCUCGACGCUAGCCAAUCGGACGAGCACCGUGCGGCGCUAUUCCGCAAGGCCGUCUCGCGUCAUUUGCAAUAUGCCGCGUGGGCGGCGGAUGGUCAGGGCGUGGAUCGCCAUUUGUUCGGCCUCAAGAAGUGCCUGAAGGAGGGCGAGCCGGUGCCGGAGAUCUACACUGACGAGGCGUUCUCGAAGACAAACCACUGGGAGCUGUCCACUUCGCAGCUCUCCUCGCCGUACCUGGACGGCUGGGGCUACGGUGAAGUCGUUCCUGACGGCUACGGCCUCUCGUACUCGAUCGGCGACCACUACAUCCGCUGGACGAUCACGAGUCUGAAGCUGCGCACGGCGGAGCUCAAGCACUUCCUUGCGGAGGCCGCGACCGAGACGCGCGCCAUGAUGGAGCGCGCGGCCGCAGAGGCCAAGAAGAAGGAGGCAGAGAAGGCGAAGCUCUAG